This is a messenger RNA of Pseudophryne corroboree (corroboree frog), 5093 nucleotides long. RefSeq names its product lymphocyte antigen 86 (gene LY86). NCBI's taxonomy places the organism in Eukaryota, Metazoa, Chordata, Amphibia, Anura, Myobatrachidae. The coding region runs from base 104 to 586 and encodes 160 amino acids. The transcript has 5 exons. The record is from RefSeq and is a predicted model, not a curated record. Gene Ontology annotation, biological process: positive regulation of lipopolysaccharide-mediated signaling pathway; innate immune response.
GAACAGUGCAGCAGAAUAGUUUAGCUCUCUAACAGGUGUUGCAUGCAGAAAUGGAAGUAUAAAAACUAAAAGGCUGUUGUGAUAAGGGCAACGACUCUGUACAAUGAAGAAUUUCAUCUUCUUUCUGUUUGCUUUGUGCUUUCUGUGGCCAGGAGAAAUGAGAGAAUGGCCGCUACACACAAUCUGUAAGACGAAAGACUUUGAAGCAUAUUACAAAAGUUGUGACCCUCUUCAAGACGGAGGAUUCAGUUUUACUCCUUGUUCCAGAAUUUUACCAAAAUAUCAGAUUAUGAGAAUUGGAAUUGUGUUAAGGCAUGAUAUCAAAUCACUUUAUGUGAAACUUAACAUUUUCUAUAAUGGAUACCUCUUCGCACAAGAGGACAGAACUUUAUGUGAUGAAAAAGCACCGCGGUAUUCCUUCUGUGGGAAGAAAAAAGGAGAAUCUGUAUUUUAUGAUCAUGAUGUAAAACUUGGAGUUUCUUAUAUACCCAGAGGAGACUACAUGGUUACAAUGGAACUGAGAAAUGAAGAUCAUGAUCAAAUUGCAUGUGUAAAUGUUACUAUAUAUAGUCAUCCACUUGUGUAAUGUAAUGCUUAAUUCGCAGAGUACAAGAUAGUGUACAAUACUGUAUGUUUAAUAUAAGUAGCAAUGUAAGUGUAUUUACAGUAUGUUGGCAGGGCUCAGGGGCAGGACACUGCAUCAGUUGCAAAUUGGGAACUUAAAGUGUCCCUGAAAAAUAUAUAAAAGUGGCCUCAUGAAGGCGGAACCAUAUAACUUUUAGGUGGGGCCAACACAAAAGUGCACACGGUUAACACACUAUUAUGUCUAGCCACAUUAGUGGUAGGUAAGGCCAAUGCAAUACAAAAUUUAAUAUUGAGUGAAAAUAAUGACAGGCUUUUUACAUACAAUACAGAGAGCAUACUAGUGACCAACAUACAAUACACAGUACAUCUUAUUAAUCACCAUACAAUGCAGAUUAUAUUAUUGACCACAAUACAGUGUGGGUAUCUAAUUACCACCAUACAAUGCAGAGACCAUGCUAGUUACUGUUACAAUACAGAGGGCAUCCUAUGACUGCUAUAUAAUACAGAGCAUAUUAAUGACCCAAAUUCAAUACAGAGAGCAGCCUAGUUAACUCAAUAUAUUCUAAUAACAACAAGACAUACAAUAUAGUGUUCACUCUAGGAGUGAAAAGGGGCAGGGCACCGGACUCCGGGGGCACAUGUGCGCGCGCACGGCGAAGCGGGGGCGCGGCCACGCAAAUUAGGGGGAUGUGGCCACGCCUACGUCAUUUUAGGGGGCGGUGCGGCCCACAGACGCUACUAUAGAGAGCGUCUGUGGCUGGCGACGUCACUGUUGGGGGCGUGCCCAGCACCUCCGUCGGUGCUGGGCUUCCCCCAGCCCUCUUCCAAUGCGUGAAUGGAUGCCGCGCGCAUGCGCACGGCAUCUAUACACGCCGGGAGGACAGGGAGCGGGCGGCUGUUCUAGCAGGGCGCCGCAAAAGGGGCAGGGCGGGUUUUGCCUGCUAAAAAACGGGCAGGGCGCGGCGCCCUGCUAAAACAGCCUAGAGUGAACACUACAAUACAUUGCCCAGUGCAAUGGACUAUGCAUCCUAAUGGCCACUAUACAAUACAAUACAGACAACAUCCUAGUGAUAACUAUACCAUUCAGAGAACAUCCAGUGACUUACAUACAAUACAGAGAGUAUCUUAAGGGCCCCAUACACUUCUGUGACAUGUCCGUCUGACAUGUCGCAGGCGAUCACCCCGGUAGCCUCCCGGGGGCAGGAUCGCCCAAGAUACUUCGUAUGCUGUCCUUUUGCAUACGAUGUAUCUUGGGCGAUCCCAGCCAUGCCUGCGGGUUGGACGUGAUUGAAUGUGCAGCACAUUCAAUCUGGAGGAUCCGAUCCGAUGCUCACGGGAACACGCAUCGGAUUGGAAACCCCUCCAAAAUGCCCGAUUUCAUCCAAAAUAACGUCCCGAAUGCCCGAAAUCAGAUGAACUCGGGCAUUAUCAUCCUAGUGUAUGGGGCCCUUUAGUUACAUCCAUAUAUUAGCGUUGUUGCAUUGCCGCCACCAUACAAUAUAAUUCCCUAAUCAUUAAUUACCCCUUCUUAAAAGAUAUCAACUUCUUCAGCACCAUCAUAAAAACAACCACAUUCACCUUAAGUAAACCUUUUGUUACCAUUCGUUAUUCCCAUGUCAUUUAAAGAUCAACUUCAUGCUAAUUAACCCCAAUAAAAGCUUUAACCCCUUAACCAUUACAUAAAAACCCUAACUUGGCCCCUUAUACUCCCACAUUAUACUUUAAUAGUCUUUUAUUUGGUAUAUUCCUGUACCCCCAUCCCAUUUCUGCAUGAAAACACAAGGGAUCAGUGAUAAAUCCCCUAUCUCAUGUGUUAGAAACAUAGAAAUUGUCGGCAGAUAAGAACCACUUGGCCCAUCUAGUCUGCCCCCUUUUUUUUUUUACAUUAUUUUUAUCUCUAACCUUAUUUGAUCCUUAUUUCUUUGCAAGGAUAUCCUUAUGUCUAUCCCAUGCAUGUUUAAAUUGCUCUACUGUCUUAGCCUCUACCACCUCUGAGCUAUUCCACUUGUACACUACCCUUUCUGCAAAUUUCCCCUGAACCUCCCCCCCCCCCCCCUCCAGUCUCAGUGCAUAUCCUCGUGUCCUAUUGCUUCUCUUCAUUUGGAGAAUGUUUCCCUCCUGGACUUUGUUAAAACCCUUGAUAUAUUUGAAGGUUUCUAUCAUGUCCCCCGUUUCCCUUCUCUGCUCCAAACUAUACAUGUUGAGAUUUCUUAGUCUUUCUGGGUAUGUUUUGUGAUGUGGGCCAUGCACCAUUUUAGUUGCCCUUCUUUGCACAGUUUCUAAUGUAUUAAUAUCCUUUUGAAGAUAUGGCCUCCAGAAUUGAACACAGUAUUCUAGAUGAGGCCGUACCAAUGACCUAUACAGUGGCAUUAUUACUUCUUUCUUACCGCUGCUGAUUCCUCUCCCAAUGCAGCCAAGCAUCUGACUAGCCUUCCUCAUUGCUUUGUUACAUUGCUUACCUACCUUUAAGUCAUCUAAAAUAGUGACUCCUAGAUCCCUUUCCUCCUCAGUAGUUUCCAGUAUAGUGCCAUUAAUACUAUAUUAGCCUUUGGAUUUUUGAGACCCAAGUGCAUGAUUUUACAUUUUUGGGCAUUAAACUGUAAUUGCCACACUCUUGACCAUUCCUCUAGUCUACCUAGAUCCUCAAUCAUUUGUUUUACCCCACCUGGUGUGUCUACCCUGUUGCAUACCUUUGUGUCAUCUGCAAAAAGGCAUACUUUCCCUUUAAUAUCAUUUGCAAUGUCACCAAUAAAGAUAUUAAAAAGCACUGGUCCAAGUACAGAUCCCUGGGGUACUCCACUGGUAACAUUUCCCUCCUGUGAAUGCACUCCAUUUACCACAACUCUCUGUUUUCUAUCCUUCAACCAAGAUCUUAUCCAUUCAAUAAUCCUAAUAUCCAAUCCCAAACUUUCAAGUUUAUUUAGCAGUCUGCGAUGUGGAACAGUGUCAAAAGCCUUACUAAAGUCUAGAUAAGCUAUAUCCAUGGCUCCACCUUUAUCCAUCACUUUAGUCACACAGUCAAAAAAGUCAAUAAGAUUUCUUUGACAUGAUCUCCCCCCAGUGAAUCCAUGCUGUUAUCGUAGCUCUGGUGGCCCCUUAUUGCAGAUUAUGCUUCGGGUUCCUGAGGCACCUGAAGCAUAAUCCCCGAUAGGUACCGGCUUCAGGCGUAGAAGGAUGCCGGCAUCUGGGCUAAUAGGAUUGCCCCUGGUGAUCCUAUUAGCAGUGAUAAAGUACCACUGCUAAUAGAAUACCGCUCAUUGAAUUCUAAAAUCUUCAUAUAUUUUUAUUGUUGAAAACUGCUUUCAUUCAUUUGCCAUGAUCAGAAUAACUUACGUGUCAUGUCUUUUUUCCCUUUUGAGAUUGAUAUUCUUUUUAUUACCACAGUUACUUAAACGGAAAAAGAUUUUUACAUUUUGAUCCCCAGUUUUUGCAUAAUUGUUAUGUUUAGCUGUAGACUCACCUCUGACAAAAUGAAGCCCUUAAUGUAUUGAACAAAUGUAGAUAAUUCUGAAGCAUAAACAGGUGUGUUGUGAAAUUAAGCCACAUUGAAAGUUUGUAUCUGUAUUUAUGCUGUGAAAAUGUAUUUCCUUAAUUAUAGUUACAGGCCCUCAAUUAUACGUAGUUGUAUCCAGGGCUUAAAGUGAUCUUUGGGAGGUGGUGGAACUCACAAUCCCUCCGCCCCCCAUUCCCACCACCACCACCACCUCUCCCGCUUCCCUGUUAGAUGGAGCUACUCUAAGAUGGUGUCUUGCCACUACCAGAGGAGCAACUACGGAUGAUGGUGCAAGAGCAAAUGAAAAAAAAUGUUGCCCCUUGAAAACUGCUCUUUUAAAAUUCUGGCCGAAUACUUACAGUAUAUCGGUACUGGAGAACACAUUGGUAACACAAAUAAUAGAAGUGCGAGAGCAAGAUAAAACCUCAAUAUGACUGGUAUAAAUACCAUGUGAACACACACACAUACACUGUUAUUUAUAGGAACAUUUAAAGUGAAUGGACUAGCCCUGGGGGAUGCAUAGGCCCCAUAAACUGUAGGGACUAUGAUAGUGUGAAAUACAACUUAGAUGCUUUUUUAACACUCUUUCCACCAACUGAGACUACAAUGUUAGGUCACUUAAAAAUAAUAAGGGCCCAAAUAGAUGAAGUGGAGACGGAUAAAGAGUGAUAAAGUACCAGCCAAUCAGCUCCUAACUGUUGUUUUUCAAACACAGCCUGUGACAUGGCAAUUAGGAAGCUGAUUGGCUGGUACUUCAUCACUCUUUAUCUGUCUCCCCUUUAUCUCUUGUGGAAACUUGAUACAUUUGGGCACCCUUCAAUGUCACAAUACAUUUUUCUGCCACCCUCUGAGUUUUUUGUAUGGUGUAUUAAGUCUAUGUCACUUGGGUGACCUAUGUUUUUUAUUUCAUCAACCCUAUGUACUUGGAUUUUUUUUAAUUAACUCACCCUCUGCCCAAGAUUGAAAUUUCGAAUAUACAGUUGUGAAAAUCUUUUUGUGUUGGUCUGUAGGAGCG